UGUAAUAUUUGUUGAUGAGUUAUUCCAAAACAUUUUGACAAGCGAUUCCAUCAACUCUACGGUUUUUCGACUUAAAAUUAAAUUAUGGAGCUGCGUGAAUUAGAUUCAGAGGCGAAAUUGGGCGCCAUAAAAGAUAUAAAGAAUAUGUUUUCGCGGCCCGGCCAAUUGGAGCGUGUGGAUUUGUACAAACAACGAGAGGGACGGAAAAAGGCAUCGCUUGAGGCCCAAUUAAAAACAGCAAUGCAAAAUCAACUGGACGACGAUGGAAUGGGACAAAAACAACUCGAAAAUUCAAUGUCUCACAUCAAAGUGAUCGAUGAAAACAUAAAAGACGUAAGCACGCUAUUGAAGGAUGUUCCAAAAUUGUACGAUAAACUCGAGCAUGUUCGUAAUGAAAAUGCGAAGCAUUCACAGUACGCAACGGUUAUGGAAAAUUUGAAGCAUAUCUUUUCGGUGCAAUCAAGUGUGGCCAAAACAAUGCAAUGGAUUGAAGACGAUAAACUAUUAAACGCCCAUCAAUGUUUGACCGAUUUGGAAAAUUCACGUGAUGACAUUUUAUUUGAAUUGCAUAAACUGCCGAAACAAUAUGCUCUUGAUAAAAUGACGUUAAAGAGCAAUUUUGCCAAAGUUGAAGCCGUUUCGGCGCAAUUGGGACAGAAAAUUCGCUUGAUACUUGAUCGAUGCUUGGCUACUGUUCGCAAAGAACCAACAAUUAUUGUCACUGCCAUGAGAAUAAUAAAACGCGAAGAAACGGCCGAUGCAUUCGCAUUACAGCAAAAGCAACAAUCUGGCUUCAUUCCACCCGAUCGUCCGAAAAAUUGGCGUAAAAUGGCAAUGGAUGCACUGUAUGCAACGGUAACCGUUCGCAUUGAAGGCUCCAAACUUGAGGAACGUUCCGACAAUAAAUUGUGGCUGGUUCGAGAUUUGGAAAUAGCACGUCAAUUUAUUUUGGAUGAUUUACGUGUGGUGAAACAAUGCUGUGUACCAUGCUUUCCGCCUGAAUUCAAUAUAUUCGAAGAGUAUGUGAAAAUGUACCAUACAGCACUGUCGAAACAUUUGGAGGAAAUAAUUCAAGGCGGUUUGGAGGGUAAUGAAUAUGUAUCGUUGUUAGCUUGGGUGAUGAACGUCUAUCCAGGUCCAGAACUUAUGGCCCAUCCUGAUUUACAAGUCGAUCUAUCCAAUAUGGAACCAUUAAUCAAACCUGAAUCUCUGAAGGAAUUGGAAAAUGAAUAUUUAAAGAUUAUGGAGAAAAAUUACGAAGAUUGGAUGACAAGAGCCGUUGAAACGGAUAAACAAGAAUGGAUGUCGGAUUCACCACCGAAUCAUGAAUGCCAAGAAAGAUCGGCGGCGGUCAUCAUUUUCCAAAUGAUUGAUCAACACUUGCAAGUCACCAACACCAUUCAUUCCGAAUUCACAUUUAGUGCCUUAGUUUUGAGCAUACAACAAGUCACCAAAUAUGGACAAAACUUUCGUCAAUGCAUCAUCGAAUAUAAAGAUAAGCAUUUCAAAGAUCGUAGCCAGAUACCGUAUUUCACGCAACAUCUCAUCACAAUUGUGAAUAAUUGUCAGCAAAUCAUGGAGCUGGCCCAGCAUAUGAAACAAUUGUAUUGGCCCAAAUCUCGAACAGAUCAUUAUGAAGAAUUCGAACGACUUUUGAAAACAUUUCAAAAUCUUCGCGAUGAGGUUGGUGUAUUUCUGUUGGAGGAAGCAUUUUUGGACCUUGAAAAGCAUUUCAGCGAUUUAUUUACGACAGCUUGGCUUGGCUCCUCACAUUCGGUGGACACAAUUUUGGUAACGCUCGAAGAUUACUUUCACGACUACAAUCUGUUGCGCGAAAAUAAUUUCGUCUAUGUCAUAAAUGAGGCACAAAAAAUGGUCACAAAACGUUAUAUUAAGGCAAUGUUAUCAAAACGAUUGAGUAAACCGCGUCAAGAUUGCGAUGCAAUUACAAAGAAAAUUAACAAAGAAGCCAAACAAAUUAAAACAUUUUUCGGUAAAAUUGCGCCGAAUAUGAUCGAUACGGAUUCACCGAUUGAUUUAAUUACGGUUAUGGGCAAUCUCAUCAGCUGUGAUAUGGAAAUGUUGAUUUUAGAUUUGCACACAUUAUUCGGCAAUUAUCCAUCGCUCACCGAAGAUCAUCUUGUUCGAUUGUUUUAUAUUCGGAAUGACAUUAAAACAAACGAAGUCAAAACGAAAAUUCAAGACGCUAUCAAAGAGAAAAAAUCCAAAGUUAGCGUUGACAAACAAGAUGUUGUCUUCAAAGAAAUCGUUUUCACCGAUAAAUUGUGGUAAAUUUAGACGGAUUUUAAUUUAAACAAAAAAAUUAUUAUUGUAAUUGCUUGCGAAAAUCUGUAUGACUAUUAUAUUUUCGAU
Molecule: messenger RNA, 2373 nt
Organism: Contarinia nasturtii (swede midge)
Lineage: Eukaryota; Metazoa; Arthropoda; Insecta; Diptera; Cecidomyiidae
Gene: Sec6
Product: exocyst complex component 3
Exons: 7
Coding region: 85-2292 (735 amino acids)
Biological process (GO): exocytosis; exocyst localization
Cellular component (GO): exocyst
Molecular function (GO): SNARE binding
Source: RefSeq, a predicted model, not a curated record